Messenger RNA from Podarcis raffonei (Aeolian wall lizard), 3245 nucleotides. RefSeq names its product WD repeat domain 86 (gene WDR86). NCBI's taxonomy places the organism in Eukaryota, Metazoa, Chordata, Lepidosauria, Squamata, Lacertidae. Gene Ontology annotation, molecular function: protein binding. The transcript has 6 exons. Bases 1051 to 2238 code for a protein of 395 amino acids. The record is from RefSeq and is a predicted model, not a curated record.
GAGGGGUGGUAUUUGAUCCCCCACAGAGCGUGAAAAGACGGACAAGUUAUGCUCUGCACAACUGUAUUAAUCUAAGAAACAGUGAAAAAGUUUUGGGGGAGAACUGGGUAAAAGGAGAGAGAAAGAGAGAGAGGUUUCGGAGUCCUGCAGGGAUCUUGGCAAGCAGUUCAGAUGAGCCUUCUUCACGCACAACUGAAGGGGGUAAGAACAGGAGACAAAAGGCAGCUAGUCUCUCUAAACAGGAAGACUUUUAAAAACCUUUUUUUCCUCUCUGCAGUGCUGCAACAGCCGCCCCAAUGAAUUAUGCUAAACUCGGACUCAGGAUCUGCAUAGGCACCUUCUUAUUACAAUGCAAAAAGCCACUGGAGAAAGUUAGGAUUUAGGAACUGCCUGAGAGUCCAGGCAAAACUAUUUGGCUCCAUUAACCCAGCAAUCUGUCACCCCCUUUUCUUUCUUUCUUUCUUUCUUUCUUUCUUUCUUUCUUUCUUUCUUUCUUUCUUUCUUUCUUUCUUUCUUUCUCCCCCCCCCCCCUUUUCUUUUUCUUUCCCCUUAUCAUGGAAGGAAAUGAGAUCUGCCUGGAAAUGAGUUUUGCGGUUACUAGAUUGCUUUGCUCUCUGGAGUUUGGGUCCUCUAGGAUUUUUCCUUCCACCCCCCUGGAACAAUGUGAAGAAGCCUGAUCCUGCAGCGCGGAUCCCUGCACUUUCUGAUUUUAAUUUUGUUUUUUUGCUUGUUCGCCUGGCCGUAGUUCGCGCGUAAAAAGAUAACAUUUUUGGAUGAAGCUUCUCUGAAGGCGAAAGGGGGUGUGCGUGUUUGCUUAUUUGGCUUCUCUCCAACGACACCAGAGAUCAUGAGCAAGAGGAUUUCCCCUCGGGAUGGGGAUUUGAACUGAAAGACCGCAACAUCCCCCUACUGUUAGUUUUUGCACCAAAGAUGAUCCUUGGAGUUGGCUUGAUGCAGCCUGCUGUUUUAAGGCCUACUCCUGAUCCUUGUUUGGUUCGGACCCUAUGAGAUUCUCCACCCCAGCUCCUGCCUUGUUGUGGAACCCGCAGGAUGGGGAGCAGUAGUUCGGCACUGAAAGUUUGCACUGAUCACCAGGGAGGCAUCAACUGGCUGAGCCUCAGCCCAGACGGCCAGUGGCUCCUGACAGGUAGUGAAGAUGGCACUGCACGGCUCUGGAGCACUGCGGACAGCCAGUGCAGGGCCCAUUUUCAAGGACAUGAAAGCUACAUCACAUUUUGCCACUUAGAAAAUGAAGCUGCUUUUACAUGUAGUGCGGAUCACACAAUUCGAAAGUGGGACGUGAUGACAGGCCAGUGCCUGGCAGUUUACCGAGGGCACACAUCGAUUGUCAACAGGAUUCUGGUUUUCAAGGAUUAUCUCUUCAGUGGCUCCUAUGACAGGACAGCACGGUGCUGGAGUGUGGAUAAGGAGAAGCCAAUCCAAGAGUUUCGAGGCCACCGGAACUGUGUUCUGACAUUGGCUCUUUACUCCUCCAAGGAUGUCCUUGAGGAUUCAGAAGAGGAAGAGUUGGAGGAGGAGAAAUUGAGCCGGGGCUUCUUGGUGACAGGGAGCACAGACUGCACUGUCAAGGUCUGGUGGGUGUCCAGUGGGCGCUGCCACCAAACCCUGCUGGGACACACUGGGGCCGUCUUAUGUCUUAUACUUGAUGCUCCUAACAGGGAGCUUUUUUCAGGCAGCACUGAUUACACCAUUCGGACUUGGAACAUCGUGACUGGCGAGCAGCUCAGAGUGUUCAAAGAGCAUCAAGGAUCUGUCAUUUGCCUAGAGCUUGUGAAUCGGCGCUUGUAUUCAGGGAGUGCAGACAGGACGGUGAAAUGCUGGUUGGCUGAUACCGGGGAGCGAGUCCGGACAUUCAAGGCUCACAAGCACAGCGUCAGCACUUUGAAAUACCAUGCUGGAAUAUAUUCACAACGAAUUACUGUACACGGCCUCCCACGACGGCACACUAAGGAUCUGGGACAUACGGCAGGUCAGCAAGCGGAGCAAGCGGCGCUGGAAGGAGAGGUCGAUCCAGGGCAGGCGUUCUCAGAAGGGAAGCCUGUCUCGGCUCUUCAACAACAAAGUGGGCUGCAUGGUGCACCAGGAAAACAGGGGGGAGCAGGAGGCCGUGGAGCUCGUGUGAUGGCUGGGCUGGUGCGAGAGGACAGGAAGCACCCAGUCGACUACAGAAGGGAACGCCUGAGCCAACUGACUUACCAAGCCAAAUGCAGCCUGUAGCUCAAUAUACUGAGCAGGCCUAUCAGGGGCUCAAAUUCCAUGUCCUGGCAUUUCUGCCCGCCUGCCAUAAUCAAGCACCUGGCUGGCCACAGCCUUGUAUCCUGGGUGGGCUGUAUUCAGCAAGGUGGGUCACAAGCUGUGUGGGCACGAUCCUGGCCUGAUGCUGAUGAAAUGGCAACAAAAAAGAAGCAGGGAGGUGAACUAUGACAAAUACCUAUUUCAUGAUGAUCUAUCUAUUCUCAUGAACAUAUAGAAAUGCCCGUUUUGUUGGCCUACUGCAACACACAUCAUUUGUCGCCCAGAGAGAUGUCUCAUCCUGCACGCUGCAGGUGCAGAUUUCUAAGCAACUGGGCCCGCAGAGCCAGUACCACUAGGAGCAGCUCAGAAAGGGAGGGGGCAAGGAAGACUCAGGGGUGGAAGCCAUAGCUUUAACAGGUCAGUCAUAGAAGGUUGGGGAGCCUGAUGUCAUGUUUAGGUGGCGUGUCACAGAACAGGGGUAUAUGGUAACUCCCCCCCCCCAUUUGCUUUGUGCCCAGACCUGGAAAGGUUUUUAAUGGUACAUGCAGGAAAAAGCAGUUGUCAUGCAUUGGAUGUGUACUUAAUGCCUUGUUAACAACAUAUUCCCAUUCCAUAAUUUAACACCAGGGGAAACUGCUUCUCUGGGUUUUGCAGCAGAGCCAGCUAAGCAGAGCACUGAUUACUGAUGUCUGUAAUCCCUCGUUCUCUUCAGAGCAGUUUUGCAAUUAUUUGCAAAUGAAUCAUGCUAAAUGGAUGGAUAAGUUCAUGAAUGAUGUGGCACUUUUACAACCUCCCCCCCCCCCGCUCCCCAUAGAGCAUGAUGCAUAUGCAAAGCACAUUGCAUCCAAGGUGGGAUCACAGCCACCCACCAAUCAGCACUUUGCACAGCUGCCUUUCCACUUGGGGAGCCAGCACAUUUCCCUAUCUGCACUAGGCCAUGGCUGUUUAGUGUGAUGUGCAGAAAUUGCCAUUGUGGUGGGUUGUGAGCU